Molecule: messenger RNA, 4700 nt
Organism: Chironomus riparius
Lineage: Eukaryota; Metazoa; Arthropoda; Insecta; Diptera; Chironomidae
Source: the annotation of a GenBank genome assembly
AUUUUCUGCAAUUUGUGAAAAUUUAAAAACAUUUAAUUAACUAGUUUAAGUCCAUAAUUAAAGCAUAUAUUUUGGUUCAUUUGAUGUAGAAGCAUCAAUAAAGGAUGAACGCGUUUUUAGAGUUCAUCGAAAUUGAUAACUUUAAGAGUUAUAAAGGAAAAGUCAUUAUUGGUCCAUUAAAAAAGUUUACAGCAGUAAUUGGACCAAAUGGAAGCGGCAAAUCGAACUUUAUGGAUGCCAUUUCAUUUGUUAUGGGAGAAAAAACAACAUCACUUCGUGUCAGAAAACUAGGAGAUUUAAUUCAUGGAGCAUCCAUUGGACGUCCAAUAUCAAGACAUGCAUCUGUAACUGCUAAAUUUAAGUUAACUGAUGGAACUGACGUUAGUUUUUGUCGUACAGUCACUGGAUCCGGUUCAGAUCAUCGAAUUAAUGGCUCGAGUGUUACUAGUUCCGUUUAUGCUACAGAAUUAGAGAAAUUGGGCAUUAAUGUCAAGGCAAAAAACUUUUUGGUCUUUCAAGGUGCCGUCGAAAAUAUCGCAAUGAAAAAUGCAAAAGAACGUACUCAACUAUUUGAAGAAAUUAGUGGAUCUGGAUUGCUUAAAGAUGAAUAUAACUCACUAAAGCAGGAGAUGAUGAGUGCUGAGGAAGAAACACAAUUUACCUAUCAGAAAAAGAAGGGCGUUGCUGCUGAACGAAAAGAAGCAAAAUUAGAAAAGCAAGAAGCCGAAAGAUAUGCUCGUUUGCGUGAUGAAUAUACAGAAAAACAAGUUGUAUUCCAUUUAUAUAAGUUAUACCAUAAUGAAAAGGACAUACAGCGAUAUAAUGAUGACCAUAAAUCAAAGCAACAAGAAUCCAAGAAACUGGAAGAUAAGAAAAGUCGUGCAGAUGAAGUGUUGCGUGACAAAAAGAAGGAAGGUGGAAAGAUUGCACGAGAUUUAGCUAAAAUUGAACAGGAUAUUCGAGAAGCUGAAAGUGAUAUGAAUAAGAAACAUCCAUUGUACAUUAAAGCAAAGGAAAAAGUCGCACAUACUCAAAAGAAACUUGAUGGAGCUCUAAAAACUCUCGAACAAGCUCGAAAAGCAGACGAAGCACAUCAAUCAGACAUUAAAAAACUCGACGACGAAUUAAACAUAAUUGUUGAUAAGAAGAAGAAUUUUGAGCAAGAAAUUGCACUAGAUUCAAAGAAACGAGGCAGCAAUAUUCAUUUGGAACAGGAUUUCCUCAAAGAAUAUGACCGUUUGAAGCAACAAGCCGAUCUCAAAUCAGCCAAGUAUCUCGCAAAAUUAGACAGCAUUAAUCGAGAGCAAAAAUCUGAACAAGAUUUGCUCGACUCUGAAGUCAAUAAAAAGUCACAGCUUGAAGAGACAUUCAAAAAGUACAGCAGUGAAAAGGAGGAAGCAGUAAAGAGAAAAGAGAAAUUAAUAGAACAUAUUAAGUCAAGUGAAGCUCAAUUACACGAACAGAUGAGAAAUAAGGAAGAAUUGAGUAAUGAUGUUGGAUGUUCUCGUGAGCGUCAAUUAGAAUUACAACGUGAAAUUCAGGAUGUCAAUGAUCAACUUGGAGAUGCCAAGAAUGAUAAACACGAAGAUGCUCGCCGAAAAAAGAAGCAAGAAGUCGUUGAAAUGUUUAAACGUGAGAUUCCUGGCGUGUAUGAUCGAAUGAUUAACAUGUGUCAGCCUACAAAUAAGAGAUAUAAUGUGGCUGUUACUAAGGUUUUGGGAAAAUAUAUGGAAGCCAUUAUCGUCGAUACCGAAAAGACAGCACGAAAAUGUAUUCAAAUGCUAAAAGAUCAAAAAUUGGAAGUUGAAACUUUUCUACCUCUUGAUUAUUUACAAGCUAAGCCAUUAAAAGAACGACUUAGAACAAUUCAAAGCCCAAAAGGCGUUCAUUUAAUUUAUGAUGUUCUCCGAUUCGACCCACCAGACAUAGAACGAGCUGUUUUGUUUGCAACAAACAAUGCAUUAGUUUGUGAGACGCCAGAAGAUGCUAUGAAAGUAGCAUAUGAGAUGGAUCGUAGUCGAUAUGAUGCACUUGCUUUGGAUGGAACGUUCUAUCAAAAAUCUGGUAUUAUUUCUGGUGGUUCUCAUGAUUUGGCAAGAAAAGCUAAACGAUGGGACGAGAAACAUAUGAAUACAUUAAAGUUACAGAAGGAAAAGUUGAAUGAGGAACUAAAGGAUGUGACGAAGAAGACACGAAAACAAAGUGAAUUAACAACAAUUGAAUCUCAAAUUAAAGGUAUUGAGAACCGUCUUAAAUAUAGUAAAAAUGAUUUGUCGACAAGUGACAAAACAAUUCGUGAUUAUGAUCGUUGGAUUAAUGAUCUUCAAAAAGAGCUUGACCUUAUUGGACCAAAUAUCAGCGAAAUUGAACGUCGAAUGAUGAAUCGUGAUGCCAAAAUUCAGGAAAUUAAAGGAAAAAUGAAUACUGUCGAGGACGAGUAUUUUAAGAGUUUCUGUAAGAAAAUUGGCGUUGCCAAUAUUCGUCAAUAUGAGGAUCGUGAAUUAGUCUUGCAGCAAGAACGUGACAAGAAACUUGCUGAAUUCGAACAACAAAUUGAUCGAAUAAAUACAAAUUUAGAUUUUGAGCGUAGUAAAGAUACAUCCAAGAAUGUACAGCGAUGGGAACGAACAGUACAAGAUGACGAAGAUUCAUUGGAAUCGCUUAAACAAGCUGAAAAGCGUCAUCGAGAUGAGAUUGAUAAGGAUAAAGAGAAAAUUGAAACUUUAAAGUUAGAGAAACAAAAUAAAAAGAAGCUUGUCGAUGAAAUGGAAGAAGAUACAUCUAAAGCACGACGUGAUGUCGCUUCCUUAGCAAAGGACAUAGCCUCACUAUCCCAUCAAAUUCAGUCCAUUGAAAAUAAAAUUGAUACAAAACGGAAUGAAAGAUUAAAUAUUCUACGUCAAUGUAAAAUGGAUGACAUUCAAAUACCAAUGGUCGGUAAAGGAAGUCUAGAUGAUUUUCUUACAGAUCAAGACACAUCAGAUCCAUCAACAUCGAGUAACAUUCAGUCGAAAAUUAAUGACAUACAAGUUGAUUAUCGGCUAUUAACGAGAAAUUUGAAAGAUAUUGAUGAGCCUGAUCAGGUUAAAAAACAAGGUGAUUCACUAAAUAAGGAACUACAGCAGAAACUCGAUACAAUUGAGAAGAUUCAAACGCCAAACUUAAAGGCAAUGCAGAAACUCGAUGCAGUCACGGAGAAAAUUCAAACGACAAAUGAGGAAUUUGAGAAUGCAAAACGAAAAGCUAAAAAAGCCAAGGCAUCAUUUGAAAAAGUCAAGAAUGAGCGAAUUAGUCGAUUUAAUAAAUGUCUAAAUCACAUUUCGGAAGCAAUUGAUGGAAUUUAUAAAGCAUUAUCGAGAAAUGAUGCUGCACAAGCAUUUUUAAAUCCUGACAAUCCAGAAGAGUCUUAUAUUGACGGUAUUAAUUACAAUUGUGUAGCACCUGGCAAGCGUUUUCAGCCAAUGAGUAAUCUUAGUGGUGGUGAAAAAACAAUUGCUGCACUUGCUCUACUUUUUGCUAUCCACAGCUAUCAUCCAUCACCAUUUUUCGUGCUUGACGAGAUUGAUGCUGCACUUGAUAACACAAACAUUGGAAAAGUCGCUAAAUAUAUCAGAGAACAGCAAGACUUGCAGACAAUUGUAAUUUCAUUGAAAGAAGAAUUUUAUGGACAUGCUGACAUUUUGAUUGGAAUUACACCACAACCGUCAGAUUGCUUAGUGUCUCGUGCAUAUUUAUAUGAUUUAACUAAUUUUGAGAGUAAUGAUUAGAUGGAUAUCCCUAAUAACAACAACAAUAUUAAGUAAUUGAUUUUUUUUUAUUAAAAUUAUUAUUUAAAUUUAAAUGUCUACAAAUAAAUUUUAGAAAAGCUGUAUUUAUAACAAAGUUCCUCGGUGUUUCUUGACUUUAACAACUUCCUCUUCUCCUUGAUCCUUUGCCUUUUGUUUCCUUCUUUCAAGCUGUUUCUCAAUAAUCUUUGCAUUCAUAGCAAACGACUCGGCUAUUUCCUUUUCAGUAAUUUCAUCAUUUUCUUCCUCAAUUGUCGAUACAGUCACGCUGCUGAACUUUCCAAGAUUCUUAAUCUGCUUCUUGACAAAAACUUUCUUUUGUUGUGGAACAAUGUUCUUUGCAUCUUGUGCAUCAUUUUUAGCUCUUAAUGAUUUUGCAAUGAUGAAUGUCACUGCUGGAUUAUCAAAUGUAUAGAAAAGUGGAAGUUUGCACUUUUUGCAGUUGAAUCUCUUCUGCAUUUCAAUUCCUUUCGUUCGCUUGAUGUAAAUCUUGUCUGGAUUAUCCAAGUUGCAUGUGAUUUUGUAUGCUAUUUUUGUGGAAUCAAGCACUCUAGCUCCAUCUUCCUUCCUUAACGGCAGUUUCUCUAAAAUCGAUAUAUUCUUGUCAGAUGUUUUCUCUGGUUCCGAUAGAAUCAAUGAAAGCUGUCCACACAGGCAGAAGAAUGUCUUAAGUCGCUCUUCCUCAUAUUCAUGCUUAAAAUCAUCUCUUUCUUUUGAUGAAUCAGAACAAACUAUACUUUUUGAGAUGAUUUUCGGCAUUCUCGAGUGAUUUGUUGUCUUGUAUUCUAAUGGUUGAGCUGAAUAGCUUAGCUUCUGUGUUUAUGACGUGAUUAAGCCUUGUUAAUAGCUGUAUGUUUUGAUUUAAUUAAGGUUUCGCGAGUUUUCCAAUUUAUUUGUUUUGUUAUUGACACUGAG